UAGCCGGAAGAGGAAGUCGUCUGCGCCGUGGCGUCGCUGUGUUUUGGCAGCGGCUCCUGCGUUGCCGGUUGAGGGCCCAGGGACACCCCCAUGUAAGGAUGGUGUGUGAAAAGUGUGAAAAGAAACUCGGCAGAGUCAUCACUCCAGACACAUGGAAGGACGGUGCCCGGAACACCACAGAGAGUGGUGGGAGGAAGCUGAACGAAAAUAAAGCUUUGACUUCGAAAAAAGCAAGGUUCGAUCCAUAUGGAAAAAAUAAGUUCUCCACUUGCAGAAUUUGUAAAAGUUCUGUACACCAGCCAGGUUCUCAUUACUGUCAAGGCUGUGCCUACAAAAAAGGCAUCUGUGCAAUGUGUGGCAAGAAGGUUUUGGAUACCAAAAACUACAAGCAGACUUCCGUGUAGAUAUGUCGUUGAAGAUCCUGACUCUCUAGGAUUAUACUUUGUGCUUCAACUUUUCAAGGCAUAGCGUGGAUGUCCAUCUUACAAAAUAAUCUGAAGAUGAAUGAUUCAGUCUGAAGCAGGGAAGUUGAUCAGUAUUGAUUUGUCUGCUCUCACAAAGUUCUGAACAGCAAUGAUAUGCCCAGUUUUCUGCCUUAAGUGGUUAUUUUCCUUGUGAGCAUUUUACAGAACUAGAUAAGAGACAAAAUUAAUGAAUACGCACUGUACGCACUGUCUACUCAACAUUAUCCAUAUAAUUCUUACCCGAUCCAUGCAUUUUAUUUAUAGUUAUUGCAAACGUGAAAUUACUGAUCCUUUGCUCUGAACUUGACAUCCAGACCUCAGAUUUCUCAUUUAUUCACAAACGUCACAGUUCUUAGAAUGAGCAGCACCUUAGUUAAGUGCAUUUUCAUGAGCUAUAAAUUAUUGCAGAGUGGUUCCCUAGUGACCAGUCCUGCCCCAAGUCUAAGACAAGUUGCAUUUUUUAUUUAAAUUUGCUGUUGACACUAAAGUCCAACUGUGACUGAGAGCCAUGGGGCCCCACUGUCCAGGCAUGCACUGAAGUUCAGAGACGUGCAUUCCAUCAGCAUUAUCUUAAAUUCAAAUGAGGGUGAAUUUCUUCUGUUUUGGAAUGCUCUUUGAAGCAAGAAACAAAUCUUUCCUUAACAUCCCUCCACCCCCGCUGCCACGCCCUCAGAAAUAAAGCAAGCAUCCUGG
Messenger RNA from Mus pahari (shrew mouse), 1157 nucleotides. It is a transcript of the gene Cript, whose product is annotated as CXXC repeat containing interactor of PDZ3 domain. Gene Ontology annotation, molecular function: microtubule binding; PDZ domain binding. Gene Ontology annotation, biological process: cytoplasmic microtubule organization. Bases 99 to 404 code for a protein of 101 amino acids. The record is from RefSeq and is a predicted model, not a curated record. Lineage: Eukaryota; Metazoa; Chordata; Mammalia; Rodentia; Muridae. Gene Ontology annotation, cellular component: dendrite. The transcript has 5 exons.